AUGAGACAGAUCAACGAGACACAGGUGACAGAAUUCAUCCUCCAGGGACUCUCUGAUGACCCCCACACCCAGAAACUGCUCUUUGUCUUAUUUCUGUUUGUCUACCUGGUCACUGUGCUUGGAAAUCUGCUUCUCAUGUCCCUUGUUUGGCUCGACUCCCGUCUUCACACGCCCAUGUAUUUUUUUCUCUGCAACUUGUCUCUGGCAGACCUCUGUUUCUCCACCAUCACUGUCCCUCAGGCCCUCGUUCACCUGCUGUCCAGGAAGAAGACCAUUUCAUUCCAACGUUGUGCAGCUCAGCUUCUACUCUUCCUCAUUUUGGGUGGGACACAAUGUGCCCUUCUGGCAGUGAUGUCCUACGAUCGAUACGUGGCCAUCUGCAAUCCUUUGCAUUACUCCAACAUCAUGACCUGGAGGGUGUGUGUCCAGCUAGCCACAGGGUCAUGGACCAGCGGCCUUCUUGUGUCUAUUGUGGACACCACCUUCACACUGCGGUUACCCUACCGAGGCAGCAACACCAUUGCUCAUUUCUUUUGUGAGGCCCCUGCCCUGUUGGUCCUCGCCUCCACCGACACCCACACUUCAGAGAUGGCCAUUUUUCUGAUGGGGGUCGUGAUUCUCCUCAUACCUGUUUCCUUAAUUUUGGUCUCCUAUGGCAACAUUAUAGUGACUGUGAUUAGGAUGAGGUCAGCUGCUGGGAGGCUGAAGGCUUUCUCUACCUGUGGCUCCCACCUCAUGGUUGUCAUCCUGUUUUAUGGGUCAGCAAUUAUCACGUACAUGACCCCAAAGUCUUCCAAAGAGCAGGGAAAACUAGUGUCUGUGUUCUAUUUAGUGGUAACUCCAAUGCUUAACCCCCUCAUCUACAGCCUGAGGAACAAGGAUGUGAAGGGGGCUCUGAGAAAAGUAGCCACAAGGAAUUUCCUGUGCAAACUUGGGUUCAACCUCUGA
Molecule: messenger RNA, 948 nt
Organism: Echinops telfairi (small Madagascar hedgehog)
Lineage: Eukaryota; Metazoa; Chordata; Mammalia; Afrosoricida; Tenrecidae
Product: olfactory receptor 2D2
Exons: 1
Coding region: 1-948 (315 amino acids)
Biological process (GO): G protein-coupled receptor signaling pathway
Cellular component (GO): membrane
Molecular function (GO): G protein-coupled receptor activity; olfactory receptor activity
Source: RefSeq, a predicted model, not a curated record